CCAAGGCGGGCGCGACUCCGCACCCCCCAAGCACAACGCGACUCGCCUCGCCUCUUCCCCUUUCCGCGGGACCCUUCAUUGGAAAUCGAUGGAACGGUGAAAAAACAUUGCAGGUGCGGCACGUAUGAAAUACGAGAUGCACAUGUUGAACGAAUUGAUUUAAACAAUCGUGUCUAAAUGGCAUUACGAUUUUCGAAAGGAAAGGCAUCUGAUGUAUAAAAUAAAUAAAUAUAUAACCUAUGGGGAAAGAAAAAAAAAGAGAAUUGAUAGGCAGCAAGGCAAGGCAGCAAUCUGAAGAGAGUGCGAGAGAGAUAGAAGGACAGGGAGCUUUGAAUAGCAGCCAUAAGCAGCGACAAUAGGAGGCUGACACACCACAUUAUACACCGCCACGGCCAGAGGCAAGAGGACCGCAUCAAGCAAAUUGUUCAAUAGAGAUUUUUCAAACGGGACUGGGGGGGGGGGCGUGGGGAGAGCUAGAAGGGAGAUAGGAGGACAGGUUGGUGUUGGGGUGGAGCACGGAGGAGCGGAGCGGCAUGGGGAGGAAGCUGGACCUGUCGGGGCUGACGGAGGACGAGGCGCGACUCGUCCUGCGCGUCGUGGAGAGGGACGGGAGAGUCCGCCAGCGCGAGACCGAGCGGCUCAACGACCUGAAGCAGCGUCUCGUGGAGGAGGAGAGCAAGCGAGUCAUCCUGUCGCGCCAAGACAACUUCAACGAGCGCCACUGCAUCCGCUGCUGCGUCGCCUUCCACUUGCUGCUCAACGCCGCCCACCGCUGCCUCGACUGCUGCUACAACGUGUGCAGCCGCUGCGCACUGCGCAGCGAGAGCGAGCGCGGUUGGAGGUGCCGCGUCUGCAUCGACACGUGGCGUCUGCGGGUGCUCUCCCUCGACUGGUUCUACGAGGGCGUCAAGGCGCGCUUCAAGCAUGUGGGCAGCUCCAAGGUGGCCCGCCGGCUCCAGGAGAGACUCUGCGGGGGCAGAGGAGACGGCACCACCUCCUCUCUGGCGAAUAACAAUGACGCCUGGUACUCGGUGGAGAGCGCUGGGCUGAGCGGAGGAACGCCGCAGCAUCUCGGGUUUUGUGACGGGCCGCUGGGCGAGGCGCAGGCCGUGGUGUGGCGCGUGGCCUACGAGGCGGUGCUGGAGGCGAUCGGGAGGACCGAGCUGCACGAGCGCAGAAUGGACUCAAAGUCCGGGCUGAGCGACCUGCAGGGGAACACGGAGCAGCUUGUGCAGGAGCUCGCGAGCAGCCUCGCUCACAAGGUGCUCGCUUGGAGCCAACGCGGCCGUCGCUAACCACGCCGCACCGGCGACCGGUGGGGGGAGGGGGGGGCACUCUGGCAGCC
This is a messenger RNA of Lethenteron reissneri (Far Eastern brook lamprey), 1345 nucleotides long. Its product is annotated as rab effector MyRIP-like. Lineage: Eukaryota; Metazoa; Chordata; Hyperoartia; Petromyzontiformes; Petromyzontidae. Gene Ontology annotation, biological process: intracellular protein transport. Gene Ontology annotation, cellular component: cortical actin cytoskeleton. The record is from RefSeq and is a predicted model, not a curated record. Gene Ontology annotation, molecular function: actin binding; small GTPase binding; myosin binding.